Molecule: messenger RNA, 1107 nt
Organism: Clonostachys rhizophaga
Lineage: Eukaryota; Fungi; Ascomycota; Sordariomycetes; Hypocreales; Bionectriaceae
Source: the annotation of a GenBank genome assembly
AUGGCACCAACUCGCCCUCUCGAUGUCAUCAUUGUUGGCGCCGGUUUCGGUGGCCUCACUGCCGCUAUUGAGUGCAAGCUACGCGGCAUGAAUGUGACCCUUGUUGAGACAUAUCCGACAAGUCUAAACUAUGGCGACAUCAUCGACUUCUUCCCCAACGGUGGCCGCAUCAUCGAGAAUUGGGAGAACGGCCAAGUCGGACUCUUCGCUGGCGACGUGGUCGUGGCUGCUGAUGGACCUCGGUCUAUUGCCCGACAGCAAGUUCUUGGCCUCCCGGAUACCAAGGUGAACAGCGGCUAUGCCAUCUUUCGCGCCUACUUCGCCCUCACCGAGGAGCACGCCAAAAAUCCUUUACUGAAGGAAUUCUGCGACCAAACUGUUGAUAAAACUUUGCUAUGGAUAACAAAGGAUCUCCACAUGAUUAUUUACACAUGGAACAAGGGCAAGGAUCUCGGAUGGGUUCUGACUCACAAGGGUACGGAGAAUAUUGGUGAAUCAUGGUCUUUUCCAGGUCGCAAGCAAGAUGUGUUGGACUGUUUGGCGCAGGGCGAGUUUGAGAAGCGUCUUGUUGAAGUUGUAAACGCCACUCCUGAGAAGAACAUUGUCGAUUACAAGCUCGUGUGGCGUGACCCUCUGGAGACCUGGCUCAGCCCCUCAGCUCAUACUGUGUUGAUUGGGGACGCCGCUCACUGUCACCUUCUAACUUCUGCUCACGGCGGAUCCCAAGCCAUGGAGGAUGGUGUUGCCUUGGCCGUUGCCUUGGAUCGCAGCCAGGGCGACGUCGCUCUGGGGCUGCGGGUAUUUGAAAGAAUCAGAUUCAACCGCUCCCAUGUCACUCACAUGGCAUCCAUUGCGGUGCGAGAUGGGUAUCAUAACGUCGACUGGGAUGGUGAUUUCAUCCGGGAGAACCCGCAUAUUCUGGCACUUCCUCGGCCUGAGUGGGUUAUCGAGUAUGAUAUUGAGAAGGAGUCAGAGAAGUACUUUGAGAGGUUGGCAGCCGAUGUGAGAAAUGGGAGGCAAGGAACAUUUCAGCAGCUGGCACUUCCCGCUAGAGGCGAUUAUGAACCGAAGACAUUGAAAAGAAAGGGCCCUCAAUCGAAGUUUUGA